AUGUGCUACCAACUCGUUGAGCUGUACUCGGCCUGCAAGUGCCUCUACUACCAACACGCCAUCGACAGCUGCGCAAGCUAUGGUCGACCGGGCCAUCAUGUCCAGCAACGAACCAUCUACGUUGGCUACGCCUGCAGUGCCCACUCGUCAACUAGGGGGACCUACUCGUCCGAGUACAGCGGCCACGAUAGGUACUCGGACUCUGGCUACUACAGCGGCCAGUCCUCGUCCAGGGGCUCGUCUGGCCACUACCGGUGCUGGGCUACUUACCUGUACUCCUUCCGGGGAAGGUCCAGAUCGCGAGCCCAGCUCCCGUCACAGCUCGCAUUCCUCUUCGUGGGCCACGACCGCCUCACGCAGAGCUCCGCUCCGCCAUGA
Gaeumannomyces tritici R3-111a-1 is the source of this 378-nucleotide messenger RNA. RefSeq lists its product as hypothetical. Lineage: Eukaryota; Fungi; Ascomycota; Sordariomycetes; Magnaporthales; Magnaporthaceae. The coding region runs from base 1 to 378 and encodes 125 amino acids. The record is from RefSeq and is a predicted model, not a curated record. The transcript is spliced from 2 exons.